UUUCUGCAUUUUAAUCCCGAGUACUCUUCGUUCCACGCAAUUCUCUCUCUUCCCCUGCGCUUUAAUGGCGUCAACUCUAUUCUCGCCUACUUUAUCCCCUUCUCUCUCCUGCAAAAUUUUCACCCAUCAAAAAUCAAAUUCCUUGAAUUUUAGACCAAAACAAUGUAUUUCCCUUUCAAUUAACACCAAUUCUCUUUCUUUAUUGGCUCAACCUCCCCCUUACAAUUCUCAUAGUUUUCUACUUCCCAAGUUUACUGUUAAUGGAAGAUCAAAGUUGGGUUCUUCAACAAGAUUACUUUCAGUUGCUUGCUCUUAUAAUAAAUCCAGCAAUAAUCCUCAACCAAAGGGAGGUGGACCGGAUUGGCCGAUUCUGAAGCGUUGGGAUGUGCCUUGGCCGUGGCAGACGAUUUCGCUCACAUCGCUUGCUUGUGGGAUAAGUUUUGUGCUGACAGGAUUGAUAGUGACUCAAGCAUUGCCAUAUCUUGGAUUUAAUUUUGGAGAUUUGACAUUAGAUGAAAAGGCAGAAAUACUGUUUCUGGAUCAAAGCAUAACUACUGCAGUUGUGUUAGGAGUCCUUUUCAGUCUCACCAAAUCCUUUGAGCCACUACCUGAUGACUUCUAUCGCUAUGAUCUCAGGGAACCAUUCAACUUACAAAAAGGAUGGCUGUUAUGGGCUGGGAUUGGUCUUGCUGGUGCUCUUGGAGCCAUUGCAUUAACAGGAGUAGCCUUAUCCUUCUUUAGCGGUGAGAACCCACAAAGAGAGACUGAUGCUUUAGUUCGCUUGCUGCCACUGAUUGGAUCAUCAGAUAUCAGCACAAUCUCCUUGUUGGCAGUCACUGGUGUUCUUGCUCCAAUACUUGAAGAAACUGUAUUUAGAGGGUUUUUUAUGGUAUCCAUGACGAAAUGGGUUCCGACUCCGGUAGCUGUGGCAAUCAGUGCUGCUGUAUUUGCACUUGCUCAUCUAACUCCUGGACAGUUCCCACAAUUGUUUGUUCUUGGCACUGCUUUGGGGUUUUCAUAUGCUCAAACUCGCAAUUUGAUGACUUCCAUCACUAUUCAUGCCUUUUGGAAUUCUGGUGUUAUCCUGUUCCUUACUUUUCUACAGCUCCAGGGCUAUGAUAUCAAAGAACUGUUGCAGGCAUCUCAGUAAGGAAGGAGAUACGCAAUACCGCCACUUUAAGGCUGAUCCAACCUCAUUGGUUUCGUAGUUUUUCUUAAAUCUUUCGUUGUUUCGGUUGGUUAGCUAUAGUAGUCUGGCGAAUGGAAUUUUCUGCAUUCUACUUGUUUAUAUUCUUGCCAGAUUUGGCUAUGUAGUUAUUAGAGCUUCAAAUGGAUAUUCACUUUCUGCGAAAGGGCUGUGUACUUAAAAUUUUCGAAUUCUGGACUUCACCAAUUGAAGUAUACUUGUUAAGCUCCUAUGAAAAAAGGGGAUAUUUUAUGAAUUUUGUAGCCUUCAAGCUGAAACAAAGAAAUAGGGAUUUCUGCAA
Molecule: messenger RNA, 1487 nt
Organism: Beta vulgaris subsp. vulgaris (sugar beet)
Lineage: Eukaryota; Viridiplantae; Streptophyta; Magnoliopsida; Caryophyllales; Amaranthaceae
Exons: 10
Coding region: 65-1150 (361 amino acids)
Biological process (GO): CAAX-box protein processing
Cellular component (GO): membrane
Molecular function (GO): metalloendopeptidase activity
Source: RefSeq, a predicted model, not a curated record